CCGUGCCCAAGCUCAGGAGGGCGGGCACGGCGCCGGAAGCGCGUCAUGCGCGGGCGGAAGCGCGUCAGGCGCGGGCGGAAGCGGCCGGGCCGGGCGGGUGCCGGAGGGUCGCGGCGGCCGCGCCAUGGUGGAUUACAGCGUGUGGGACCACAUCGAGGUCUCGGACGACGAGGACGAGACUCACCCCAACAUCGACACCGCCAGUCUCUUCCGAUGGCGGCACCAGGCCCGCGUGGAGCGCAUGGAGCAGUUCCAGAAGGAGAAGGAGGAGCUGGAUAAAGGCUGCCGCGAGUGCAAGCGCAAACUCGCCGAGUGCCAGAAGAAGAUGAAGGAGCUGGAGGUGGCCGAGAGCGGGAAGGGGGAGCUGGAGAAGCUCCAGGCCGAGGCCCAGCAGCUGAGGAACGAGGAGAAGAGCUGGGAGAACAAGCUGGAGGAGCUGAGGAAGAAGGAGAAGAACAUGCCCUGGAACGUGGACACGCUCAGCAAGGACGGCUUCAGCAAGAGCGUUUUCAACGUGAAGCCCGAGGAGAAGGAGGAGACGGAGGAGCAGAAGGAGAAGAAACACAAAACCUUCGUGGAGCGAUACGAGAAGCAGAUUAAACAUUUUGGGAUGCUGAGGCGCUGGGAUGACAGCCAGAAGUACCUGUCCGACAACCCUCACCUGGUCUGCGAGGAGACAGCCAACUACCUGGUCAUCUGGUGCAUCGACCUGGAGGUGGAGGAGAAACACGCGCUGAUGGAGCAGGUGGCCCACCAGACCAUCGUCAUGCAGUUCAUCCUGGAGCUGGCCAAGAGCCUCAAGGUGGAUCCCAGGGCUUGCUUCCGGCAGUUUUUCACCAAAAUUAAGACAGCGGACCAGCACUACCUGGAGGGAUUCACGGAGGAGCUGGAGGGCUUCAAGGAGCGCGUGCGGGGCCGGGCGCGGGCGCGCCUGGAGAAGGCGCUGCGCGACUACGAGGAGGAGGAGCGCCAGAAGCGCCUGGGGCCCGGCGGGCUCGACCCCGUGGACGUCUACGAGUCCCUGCCCCCCGAGCUGCAGAAAUGCUUCGAUGUCAAAGACGUUCAGAUGCUGCAGGACACGAUCAGCAAAAUGGACCCGACCGAGGCCAAGUACCACAUGCAGCGCUGCAUCGACUCGGGGCUCUGGGUGCCCAACGCCAAGGGCGCCGGCGGGGCCGCGGCGCGCGAGGAGAUCCAGCAGGAGAACGGCGCCGAGGACGAGCCCAAACCCUGAGCGGGGCCAGGCCCCCCACCCCGAAAAAAAACAAAAAAAAAAGGCAGAAAAGGUCAAAAAAAGCAGAAAAAAAUACCCAAAAAAAACCACCUACGCUCCCCUGUUGGGAAAGCAGCAAAAGCAGGCGGGGAGGGGUCGUGCCCCACACCCCCCCCCCCCUUGCAGCCCCCUCCCCGCUCCCCUCACGCCCUCCCCCCCCCCCCUCCCCCGCGCUUUUUCACGCCGUAGAGACUUUUGGGGAAGGUUUUUGGGAGGUUUGGGGACCCCCCCCACCCCCACCACCCCCGGCCCCCUCCUGGGUGGGUUUGGGGUUUUUGGGGGGGGGGGGGGGGGUCGGAGCCGCGGUGCCGGAGCGGAGAAAUAAAGAGAUUGGAGAAGCUGA
Vidua chalybeata is the source of this 1616-nucleotide messenger RNA. It is a transcript of the gene CDC37, whose product is annotated as cell division cycle 37, HSP90 cochaperone. The transcript is spliced from 8 exons. The coding region runs from base 125 to 1234 and encodes 369 amino acids. The record is from RefSeq and is a predicted model, not a curated record. Gene Ontology annotation, molecular function: protein-folding chaperone binding; protein kinase binding; heat shock protein binding. Gene Ontology annotation, cellular component: cytoplasm. Gene Ontology annotation, biological process: protein folding; protein stabilization. Lineage: Eukaryota; Metazoa; Chordata; Aves; Passeriformes; Viduidae.